UAGUAUUUAAAAAUAAUGUUUAAUUUUUUUAUUUUUAGGUUACAGUAUGCUGGAGAUAAUUUUGUUAGAGUUACCGGAGAUACGGAAAAACAUUCUCGAACACAGGUGUUUGCUUGGCAAGCUUAUGAAAAAGGCAUGGAUGUCCACCUCCAGUCUGAACCUACAAAAGCUGAACUUUUGUAUAAAGAGUUCCAAGUUAAAAAGGAGGAAUUUAAACAUAGUAUGAAAGAUAAUAUUCUGGAUAAAUAUGGUGGAGGAGAACAUUUGCAAGUUCCUCCAAAGAAACUUAUCUUUGCACAAACGGAGGAUUAUGUAGAAUAUUCUUAUGUAGAAUAUAAUGGUGUCAUUUUGAAAGGAACUGAGAGACCGGUAGUUUGAUCAAAAUGUGAAGAUGAUGUUUUUAUCAAUAAUCAUACAGUAAGUAGG
Messenger RNA from Centruroides sculpturatus (bark scorpion), 426 nucleotides. Its product is annotated as pre-mRNA-splicing factor SLU7-like. The transcript is spliced from 3 exons. Lineage: Eukaryota; Metazoa; Arthropoda; Arachnida; Scorpiones; Buthidae. The record is from RefSeq and is a predicted model, not a curated record. Gene Ontology annotation, biological process: mRNA splicing, via spliceosome. Gene Ontology annotation, cellular component: spliceosomal complex. Gene Ontology annotation, molecular function: pre-mRNA 3'-splice site binding. Bases 16 to 378 code for a protein of 120 amino acids.